AUGUCGUCCGCCAUGGCCAAGAUCGCCGAGCUGGAGGCCGAGUACGCGCGCACGCAGAAGAACAAGGCCACGAUGAAGCACCUGUGUCUGCUCAAGGCCAAGAUCGCCAAGCUGCGGCGCGAGGUGACGGACGGCGGCUCCAAGUCGGGCGGCGGCACGGGCGAGGGCUUCGACGUCAACAAGGUGGGCGACACGCGCGUGGGGCUCGUGGGCUUCCCCUCCGUGGGCAAGUCCACGCUGCUCACCAAGCUCACGGGCACCUUCUCCGAGUCGGCGUCCUACGAGUUCACGACGCUCACGGCCAUCCCCGGCACGCUCAACUACCGCGGCGCGCGCAUCCAGAUCCUCGACCUGCCCGGAAUUAUCGAGGGCGCCAAGGACGGCAAGGGCCGCGGUCGCCAGGUCAUCGGUACGGCGCGCACGUGCAACGUCAUCCUCAUCGUGCUGGACGCCAUGAAGCCCGCCACGCACAAGAAGCUCAUCGAGUUCGAGCUCGAGGGCUUCGGCAUCCGCCUCAACAAGAAGCCGGCCAACAUGGUCUUCCGCCGCAAGGAGCGCGGCGGCAUCAACUUCCAGACCACGUGCCCGCAGAGCGAGCUAGACGCCGACACGGUCUACCAGAUCCUGCACGAGUACAAGAUUCACAACGCCGACGUGACGCUGCGAGCGGACGUGACCGUGGACGAGUUCAUCGACCAGAUCGAGGGCAACCGCGUGUACAUCCCGUGCCUCUACGUGCUCAACAAGAUUGACCAGCUCACGAUCGAGGAGCUGACCAUCAUCGACCAGAUCCCGCACAACGUCGUCAUCUCGGCCCACCACGGGUGGAACCUGGACGAGCUGCUCGAGACGAUCUGGGACUACUGCCACAUGAUCCGCAUCUACACCAAGCCGCGCGGCAAACUGCCGGACUACAGCGCGCCCGUCAUUUUGCACGAGGAGUCCCCCACGGUCGAGAACUUCUGCCAGCGCAUCCACAAGUCGCUGCUCAAGGAAUUCAAGUACGCCUGGGUCUGGGGCGCGUCCUGCAAGCACCAGCCGCAGAAGGUCGGCAAGGAGCACGUGCUCCAGGACGAAGACAUUGUGCAGAUCGUCAAGAAGGUGUAGGCAGAGCCCGUCGAGUUCGUCCCAAGCAAGAGGUCUCAAGUGUCUCGCAGUGGUUGGGUGCAGCUGAGAGCAAUUUCUGCUACUGUAGUUAGUCGACGCCGGCGGAUGACGGGGCGGCUAACGCAGACAGAGCUGUGUUCGCACGUGAGGCAGCUGAGUGAUUUAUUAUGGACUCUCUCGCUCGUCGGCGCCGACAGACUUAAGCUCUUCUGAUCGUUAGACAGCUUGACUACUUCAUCGACGAAGUGGUUCCUAGAGCUGGCGCAAGAUCUGUCUGGAUGACUACCAAUACACUACCACUUGAC
Molecule: messenger RNA, 1412 nt
Organism: Phytophthora sojae
Lineage: Eukaryota; Oomycota; Peronosporomycetes; Peronosporales; Peronosporaceae
Exons: 1
Coding region: 1-1107 (368 amino acids)
Biological process (GO): cytoplasmic translation
Cellular component (GO): cytoplasm
Molecular function (GO): GTPase activity; GTP binding
Source: RefSeq, a predicted model, not a curated record